Messenger RNA from Nipponia nippon (crested ibis), 1194 nucleotides. Lineage: Eukaryota; Metazoa; Chordata; Aves; Pelecaniformes; Threskiornithidae. The record is from RefSeq and is a predicted model, not a curated record.
AUGGGGCUGUCUCCCUUCUCCCCAGCCGCCCCCGAGCCUCGGGUUUGUAAGCGAAUGGACUUGGUUUGCCAGCGAAUGCUAAAUCAGGGAUUUCUGAAAGUGGAAAGAUACCACAACUUGUGUCAAAAGCAAGUUAAAGCUCAGCUUCCAAGACGGGAGUCGGAAAGAAGAAACCAUUCAUUAGCUCGUCAUGCAGACAUCCUUGCUGCUGUAGAAACGAGACUCUCUCUGUUAAAUAUGACUUUCAUGAAGUAUGUGGAUUCCAAUCUCUGUUGCUUCAUACCUGGAAAGGUAAUAGAUGAAAUUUAUCGUGUGCUAAGGUAUGUAAACUCUACAAGAGCUCCUCAGAGAGCUCAUGAAGUUCUUCAAGAACUAAGGGACAUUUCCUCCAUGGCUAUGGAAUAUUUUGAUGAGAAGAUUGUUCCAAUACUGAAAAGAAAGAUGCCUGGGUCAGAUGUAUCGGGACGUCUGAUAGGAACUGCCCCAGUGCUUAGGAAGAGUGAGUCUAAAGAAGCAUGGAAAAUAAAUUCCUUUCUUCUAAAAAUUCCAGGGCCUUCUGCAGCACUGACAACAAUGCAGCUGUUCUCCAAGCAGAACCCUUCAAGGCAGGAAAUCACCAAACUCCAGCAGCAAGUAAAAGCGAAUGGCACGGGCUUGACAGCGCUAAAGCGGGAAAUCUCAGAGCUUCGCAUCAAAGUGCAAGAGCAACAGAAGCAACUCCAAGAUCAAGACCAGAAACUGCUAGAGCAAACCCAAAUCAUAGGCGAACAGAAUGCCCGAUUGGCUGAGCUCGAACGCAAGCUGCGAGAGGUGAUGGAGAGCACAGUAGGAAAUUCUUCAGGUUCUGGCUCAAAUGAACAAUCUCUUAGAAAACGGAGGAAGGCGGUUGAACCCCCAGACUGUCCUAGGAAAUCUAAACGCCUUCGAAACAGAAAAUAACUUGGGAGUAAAUGACACCUUCAGGAGGAUACACUGCUUUAGUAGCCCAAGCAGGUCUGCUUGUCUGGAUACUGUGACUAGCUUCAUGGUGUCACUUAGGCUGCUGGCUCUUCAAAACACCACUUAGACUUGAACAGUAAUUUUCUUUUAUUGAGACUUUUCCCCUGCUUUCUGUAUGGGUGGGCCUAAUGCACAGAAUCUUUAAGAUUUGCAAUAGAUACAUACUAACCAGACCUGCUCUGUUAUGUUUUGAAG